Molecule: messenger RNA, 782 nt
Organism: Dovyalis caffra
Lineage: Eukaryota; Viridiplantae; Streptophyta; Magnoliopsida; Malpighiales; Salicaceae
Source: the annotation of a GenBank genome assembly
AUGUUACGUGUGCCUGGGAUCAAGUCCUUCAGCUCUUAUGUGCCUGGAAUCCAUCUCCAGGAGGGUGCGCCCUGGUUUUUCCAGGCAGAUGGGCUUGGUUGUCAUCGAGUACCAAAUCAAAGGUCAUCAAGACCCAAAGGAAGCUAUAAAAGUCGGCAGAAAUCCAACCUCGGAUUAGUUUGCCUCACAAGAAACAGAUCAAUUAUAGCAGUUUCUCUCUUCUGCGGUAAAACUAUCUUACCUUACAUGGCAUCUAGACAUGUACCUUUUCCGAAGUUGCGCACACAGCAACAAACCAGGACAUGCCUAUGUUCACCCACCACGCAUCCUGGAUCAUUCAGGUGCAGCAUGCACAAGAAUUUCCGUAGGGUGUCUGCAGGAUCAAGAACUGAUCGUGUUGGGUCGAAUACUAAAUGGGAAUUGAGUGUGGUUGCCAAAGCAAAUUCAUUCAAGACAAUCUUGCUACAGAUUAUCAAGCCAUCCAGUCAUGAUCUUCACAGGAGGAGGGAGUUCCAGCCAAGACCCACCAGGUUCUGCCUGAUGAACGCUAAUAGAGAUGGGCUUUUGCAAAAUCUUGGGCUCCUUGAUUUCUUGAAGGAGGAAUGGAAGUCCGCAAGAAUACCAGCGAAGGGUGCAACCAAAUGGUCCACAGAUAUAUUGGUCCCAAUAAAAGAUCUUCUACAUCAUGAACCGAAACUUAAACCAUUAGCGGCCGCCAGAAAGCAAUGGAAAAAGCCUAGUGGUUUGGGUUUGAUUUCCAAAAUCCACAGUGUGCUUGACAC